This is a messenger RNA of Centropristis striata (black sea bass), 1924 nucleotides long. Its product is annotated as arylsulfatase B-like. The transcript is spliced from 8 exons. The record is from RefSeq and is a predicted model, not a curated record. The coding region runs from base 80 to 1639 and encodes 519 amino acids. NCBI's taxonomy places the organism in Eukaryota, Metazoa, Chordata, Actinopteri, Perciformes, Serranidae.
UCCGCCAUGUUUGUCUUUCUCUGCCGUUAAAACCGACGUGACAACCGUAUUUGUUUACUUUGUGACUAACUGGCUGUUAAUGAUGGAGACAUCACAGCUGGUCUACCGGCUGGUCCUGGCGGUGUUCCUCGGUAACUGUCCCGGGGUUUCAGCGGCUCAGCAGCCCAACAUCGUGUUCAUCUUGGCGGAUGAUUUCGGCUGGAAUGACGUCGGUUACCAUGGCUCCGAGAUCAGGACCCCGAACCUGGACCAGCUGUCUGCCGGGGGAGUCCGCCUGGAGAACUACUACGUCCAGCCGCUGUGUUCCCCCUCCAGGAACCAGCUCAUGACCGGCAGGUACCAGAUCCACACGGGCAUGCAGCACCAGAUCAUCUGGCCCUGCCAGCCCUACUGUGUUCCCCUGCAGGAGAAGCUGCUGCCCCAGCUGCUGAAGGAGGCGGGCUACAACACCCACAUGGUGGGCAAGUGGCACCUGGGCAUGUACAAGAAGGACUGCCUGCCCACCCGCCGCGGCUUCGAUACGUACUUUGGCUACCUGACGGGCAGCGAGGAUUACUUCACUCAUGUCCGCUGUUCUCCCAUCGCGGCUCUGAACAUCACUCGCUGUGCUCUGGACCUGCGGGACGGAGAAGAAGUGGCCACUGCAUAUAAAGGAGAUUAUUCCACUGAGCUGUUCAGCCAGAAGGCCACCAGCAUCAUUCAACAACACAACGCUAACAAGCCGCUCUUCCUCUACGUGGCGUUGCAAGCGGUCCACUCUCCGCUGCAGGUUCCCGACCGCUACGUGGCGCCCUACAGCUUCAUCACAGACGCCCACCGGCGGCGCUACGCCGGCAUGGUGGCGGCCAUGGACCAGGCCGUAGGAAACAUCUCUCUGGCUCUGCAGAAGGCAGGACUCUGGAACAACACGGUCCUGGUGUUCUCUACAGAUAACGGAGGUCAGACUCUGUUUGGUGGCAGUAACUGGCCCCUGCGAGGGAGGAAGUGGUCUCUGUGGGAAGGAGGGGUCCGGGGAGUGGGCUUCGUGUCCAGCCCGCUGCUGAAACACGCCGGAGCCGUCAGCCGAGAGCUCAUCCACAUCUCUGACUGGCUGCCGACGCUGGUCGGCCUGGCCGGAGGGAGCACCAACGGCACCAAGCCACUGGACGGGUUCAACGUGUGGGACGCCAUCAGUAAAGGACUGGCCUCUCCCAGACUGGAGCUGCUGCACAACAUCGACCCUCUCUACGUCGACAUCGCUCCAUGUCCUGGCUCUGGUCCGUUACCUUUGGCUCAGACGGUCAGCGGAGGCUCCUGGACCAGCUCCGGCUUCAAUGUGUCCAUUCACGCCGCCAUCCGAUCCUCCAACUGGAAGCUGCUGACUGGAUACCCGGGUUGUGAUGUUUGGUUCCCGCGGCCGGGACACAACAGCUCUGAGAGGACCCGGUCCGGCUCGGACCCCCUGAAGCCCGUCAUGCUGUUUGACGUAGAGAAAGAUCCGGAGGAGAGGAACGAAGUGUCCGCUGACUUCCCCGCAGUCGUGGAGUUUCUCCUCUCUCGGCUUCACCAAUACCAGAAAUCUGCAGCGCCCAUAAACUUCCCCGACGAAGACCCCCGAUGUGACCCGGGCCCCAGCGGGGUCUGGGGACCCUGGGCGUAGAGGGGACCAAUCAUGGAGAAGUUACAGCACUUUCUGUUUUUACUGUGAAUCACAUCAGCAGGAAUCUCUUCUGGAGGAACAAGAGAUGUUUAUUCUACUCUAUGAUGAGAUCAGAUCAAAAGAACUGACGCCUCAUUCUGUCAAGCAAUAAUUUCAUACAGCAGAAACUUCAAGAAAAUAUAUUUUAAACAUAUUUCACUUUAUUUCCCCCAAAAAACAAAAACAUAAACUCAACACUUUAGCUCCCAUUUUUCACAAGUCAAAUAAAAUGUCCAAGACUCUUUU